Cryptomeria japonica (Japanese cedar) is the source of this 567-nucleotide messenger RNA. RefSeq lists its product as uncharacterized. The coding region runs from base 64 to 381 and encodes 105 amino acids. NCBI's taxonomy places the organism in Eukaryota, Viridiplantae, Streptophyta, Pinopsida, Cupressales, Cupressaceae. The record is from RefSeq and is a predicted model, not a curated record. The transcript is spliced from 2 exons.
AGAGACCGAUAGUUCUUCAUAAGUAAUUCAACUUUCACACUGCAAUCCAAGCUAGGAGGGAGUAUGAUCAGGAAAUUAGCUCCAGCAGUCCUUGAAGGUAACGGCUUGCAAAUGGUAAGACAAGAAAGCUAUCCAAGCAAUCUGGUUUCAAGGAAGUAUUGCCAUGGACAUGAUAAGGAAAAAGAGGAGACCAGCGAGAGAUCAUUGGUAAGUGGAGGAGAAGAGGAACGUGGGAGGCAAACGUGGUGGAUUCCUCAUGCAAAAUCAGGCAUUUUCCAUCCAGAAGGGCAGCACAAAUUGAUUCAAGAUGUUGCUGCACCCUCUAAAAAGCAAGAGGAAGAGCAAACACUCUGGCUUAGGUCGUCUUCCUUAGAUGACUGAUGUUGGGAGACUUUUCACUGAUAAUACAUAGCUUCUAGAUAACUUGACAGAUGCAGCAGCUUGUUUUGGUAUUAAUACUUAAGUCUUAUCUCUGUAAAUAUAUAGUAUGUCUCUACUAUAAUAUUCCAUCUAUGUUUAUAUGGUGAAAAAGUGUAUGGUAUAUCUUUCAUACUAUAUUUCUAUCUA